CGCAACACAACCAUGAAGAGUAUUUUAGCACUGGUUUACGUUCUAGUAACAUUAAACUCUUGCCUCUCCUUGCAACUACCACCUGGUUUCAAGAAAUGCGACGCAAGUAAACCGGAUUUUAACAGUUGCUUGUCUGAAGCUAUUCCGUGUGCUAUCAAGCAACUGACUAAACCCAUCCCUGAGUACGGUUUGCCUCAACUCGAACCGUUUUUGGUCCCCGAAAAAUCCAACUGCGAAUUUGGCAACGAAACCAUGGCCAUUCGACAAAAGUACUCCAACUUUAGGCUGUAUGGUUUAACAAAAAUAGAUAAAGGAAAGGCGGUAUGGGACUGUAAAAAUAAAGCUUUGGAAUUGGAACUUUACUACGACAAAAUCGUAAUCGUCGUUGACUACGAACUCGUUGGCAGAGUUGUUUUGCUGCCGGUAAACGUAUCAACAAAAGUGGGUGCCGAGUUCUCCCAAACAGUUUUCAAGUUGAAGUUCUCUUUGGACGAAUACAAAGGCAAGGACGGUAACCAUUUCAAGGUGGUGGAUGCGACUUUGAAAAUUCUAGCAAAGAAUAUGAAGUUAAAUUACAGAAAUCUCUUCAAGAACAAGCUGGUCGACAAGGCGAUGUGUGAAGACUUUAAUACGGACUGGCAAGAUAUAAUGGAAUACUGGCAAAAGGUUUUGCCGAAAGUGUACGCAGAACCGUUUGGAGACGUAUUCAGUAUUCUUUUGGAAAAAGUGCCAGUGAAGAACUUGGUAGAUGGGGUUGAGUAGUCAACUUGCUGAUGUUA
Zophobas morio is the source of this 779-nucleotide messenger RNA. RefSeq lists its product as uncharacterized. The record is from RefSeq and is a predicted model, not a curated record. The transcript has 4 exons. Bases 13 to 762 code for a protein of 249 amino acids. Lineage: Eukaryota; Metazoa; Arthropoda; Insecta; Coleoptera; Tenebrionidae.